Molecule: messenger RNA, 1041 nt
Organism: Centruroides sculpturatus (bark scorpion)
Lineage: Eukaryota; Metazoa; Arthropoda; Arachnida; Scorpiones; Buthidae
Exons: 2
Coding region: 1-1041 (346 amino acids)
Biological process (GO): DNA replication, removal of RNA primer
Molecular function (GO): nucleic acid binding; RNA-DNA hybrid ribonuclease activity
Source: RefSeq, a predicted model, not a curated record
AUGCACUUCGGACUUUUGUGCUUGCCUAUUAAGCUCAAAUUAGGUGGUACUGCUGUCGACCACGUCAUUGUGAAUUCGGAUUUUGAGGAGGAGGAAGGGCUGUCUGCUUUUGCAAACUUAGCCCACUACGAAGAGAAAGGAGUGAAAAAGGGGUUGAAGGAAGGGUUCUGCAAUAAGACAAUAUAUCAGGCUAGAUUAAAACUUGCUAAACAUUGUAGAAUUACGCAAGCUGAACUAUGGGCCACGUACAAAGCAAUCAUCCAAAUAAAAGAUAACUUAAAUAAAUACAAGGGUAACAUAAAAUUCCUUAUUGACAGUAAGGUAGUCCUUCAUGUCUUGGCAAAAACUGAAAACAUCACGCUACUGGGCAAAGAAGUUAUUAAAGUAGCACAAUAUCUCAGUACUACCCGCAAUAUUCAAUUCAGUUGGAUACCAGCUCAUAAAGGUCAUAAAGGAAACGAACUGGCCGAUUCUUUGGCCAAAAUGGCUGGUACUCUCAAGACGCAGGAUACAUAUACCAGGUUACCAAAAUCAACACUGAAAAAUUCCUUAAACGAAUGGGCACUACUUGAAUGGCAGGAAAAUUGGAAUAAUUCUACAACGGGGAGACUUUGCCACCAGUUUAUUCCCUCUAUUACUAAUCGCAUCAAGGCUAAUUACUACAAACCUAGAUCCGAAACCACCCAAUGUUUAACGGGGCACGGCAAUUUUAUGGCCUACCUCUACCGCUUUAAGAAGAGAAACACUAAUAAAUGCCGGUGCGACAAUAAUAGUGUAGGAGAUGCCAUUCAUUUUAUAUUCCACUGUGAACGAUAUGAGGAUCAACGUAUUCCAUUCUACAUGGAAUGCAUUCAAGGUCAUAAUUGGCCACCGACACUACAAAACAUUUUUGAUAAGAAAAAUCUCUGGAAGUGUUUUGAAAGGUUUAUUGAAAGCACCAGGGCUCUUCUGCCAGACUUCUACAGGAAAGAAAAAAUUCUUGAGAAUGAAAACAAGAACAGACAAGAUGAGCAGGAAGACAGUGAAAAAUCGGAAAAGUGA